Messenger RNA from Lodderomyces oxycetoniae, 2829 nucleotides. RefSeq names its product glycoside hydrolase family 125 protein. The coding region runs from base 1 to 2829 and encodes 942 amino acids. The transcript is spliced from 2 exons. Gene Ontology annotation, biological process: carbohydrate metabolic process. The record is from RefSeq and is a predicted model, not a curated record. NCBI's taxonomy places the organism in Eukaryota, Fungi, Ascomycota, Pichiomycetes, Serinales, Debaryomycetaceae.
AUGAAAAGAGGUCCAAGUAGACGAUCUGAUAGAGGUAAAGAGAAUUAUUUGUUCAAGGACCCUAUUAGGUUUGGACCGCUAGAACUAUCGAGCACCAAAUCCUUGUUUAAAAACCCCAAAGCCAUAUCUGGUCAUGAGGGCUUGUUACCGAGUUGUCCCAAGAACAAUACGAUGGAUAGUAUUUUUUAUAGAAAUAUCAAGUCCACUGUGGAGUCGUACUUUAAUCCGCGAGCUGCACUUGCACUACAUCAGGUUGAAAGGCAAACUUUUAAAUUUUACUUGCAAAGGCUACAUGGCAGAGCUCCAAUCAUGCUUUUUUUAACGCAAAAGAAUCGAUUGUUUUCGCCCGAAAGUUUGGACCACUGGAACCAGGCGGUGAUUGAUAUGGAGUCAAGAGUUAAAGAGAUUAACCUGAAACUAGCAUCUGAUAAAGAGGCAGUUCAACUAGCAUCUGAUAAAGAGGCAGUUCAACUAGCAUCUGAUAAAAAGGCAGUUCAACUAGCAUCUGAUAAAAAGGCAGUUCAACUAGCAUCUCAUAAAAAGGCUGUUGAAUUUUACAAAGUUACUCGUACAGACUUGCUUUUCUUGGCAAUAAAGGGCUACAAUCAGCUUACAUACCAAAAUCUGCCGACUUCAAAAAGUUUCAACAAUAUAUUAGAGAAUGCUAGAUGGUCUGCUAUAAAUGCCGUUGAUGACAAGCUUGUAAAACAUCUUUGGAACAAUAUACCCAUUCGCAUUGUGAAUAACCAAAAUGCCCAGGAGAUUCCGCACAGUGAUGAAACUAUUUGCAAAACUGUUGAUGCUACUAUAAAAGCCAUAAAAAAAUCUGAUUUGAGUCUGAAUCCACGCGAUAACGAUGAUUUACUCAAGAGUUUCAAUUACGAUCUCGAAUAUACAAGUUUGUACCUCUUGAAUGUUUUAGACAUGAAUAUGGACCUUGCUGAUCUCAGUGCUUGUUUGCGCCAGGGCUCAUCGUUUGAGGCAGUUGGUGCUAGAUUUUCAUUGACAAACAAGUCAUUGCGAAACUCUUUACAAAGUGUAAUAAAUUCAACCAACUCAAACAAUGCUGCUACAACUUACGAAGAUAUUUUAGAAUUAGCAAAAGUUGACAAGAACAAUGAGAAUAAAAUUGGUAAGAUUUUGGAAGAAUUGGUUGCGAGGGGAGUAACUACGGCAGGUUUUAAUGGUGAUGAUGUUGAUAGUAAGUUUCUCAAACUUAUGAACUUGAAUACCAAAUCGUGUCCAAACUACGUCACUUACUCACAAUCAAGGCAUCCGCCGUUUUCAAGUGGUCCUCGUAAGUUUCCAUACAUGAGACCAGCUCCCAAAUGUCGAACAUUUGUGUCCCUGGCGGUGGAAAAUAUAAUCACCGAUUUGAAGAUGAAAAUUGAAGAUGCCGAUUUGGCAAGGCUCAUGGAGAAUUGUUUACCCAAUACCUUGGACACAACGAUACUUUGGCAUACUACUGAGCCAAUGGGACAAAGCAACAACAACAACAACAACAAUCCUGAUUCAGAUAAGGACACUUUACCUCAGACCUUUGUAGUUACAGGUGACAUACAUGCUGAAUGGCUCAGAGACGCGGCAAGACAGUUGUCAGUUUACCAACCAUUUAUCAAAUACGAUGCAUCCUUGCGUCAAUUAAUUUUAGGGGCCAUAAACACUCAAGCUUUUUACGUUAACAACUCGCCAUAUUGUAACGCAUUUCAUCCGCCACCAGGGUCGAAUGUGAAACGUGGUAUGACGGCAUUUGACAAUGUGCUACCUCGGCCAGACUGGAGACAGGUAUUUGAGUGCAAGUAUGAAAUUGAUUCUUUAGCUUCUUUUCUCACACUAACAAAUGAAUACUAUGAAAAUUCUGAUGGAGAUACAUCAUUUAUAAAUGAGCAAUGGCUACAAGCGUACGAGAAACUUUUGAUAGUUUUGGAAAGAGAAAGCAACCCCACUUUUGAUGAAGAAACUGGUCGAGCAUUACCAUUUUACUACUCUUUCCAAAGAAACACAAAUAUUGGUUCUGAAACCUUGCUGUUGGGUGGAGCAGGAAACCCAGUGAAUUAUGGUACUGGUCUAAUUCGCAGUGCAUUUAGACCGAGUGAUGACGCAACUAUUUUCCAAUUCUUUAUACCGGGGAAUAUGCACAUGUUGGCCGAAUUAGAAAGAACCCUAGCCAAUAUUUUAGAGGAAAAAGAGUCUUUUAAAGAGAGGACAGGUGCUGUUCUUCAAAACAUGAAGCAAAAAACAAUCCAUUUCAUUGAAGCAAUAAAAAAGGGGAUUGAAAACUUUGGGAUUGUUAAUCAUCCAAUUUAUGGAAAAGUGUAUGCGUACGAAGUUGACGGGUAUGCAAGUGCAACGUUUAUGGAUGACGCAAAUAUACCUUCAUUAUUAUCAAUUCCAGAAUUGGGGUAUAAACCAGUUGAUGAUGAAGUGUAUCAAAACACAAGAAAGAUGAUUUUUGAAAAAAGGGCCAACCCGUAUUAUUUGAAAGGUAAGUACUUUGAAGGAAUUGGCGGUCCUCACAUUGGCAUCAGAAGUGCAUGGCCAAUGUCUCUUCUUGUUAAGAUUAGAACCACUGAUGAUGACGAGGAGAUUCUAGCCAGCCUCAAGAUGGUGAUGGAUAAUACGGCAAACUUGGGGCUCAUGCAUGAGAGUGUCGAUGUUGACUCAAUGGAUGGAACUGACUAUACACGGCCAUGGUUUGCUUGGUGUAAUUCAGAAUUUGGUAAGACUAUAUUACAUUUGGCUCAAAAGAAGCCACACUUGAUAUUCAAGGAAGAAUGGAAACACACGCCAUUUAGUAUUAAGGAUGCUUUGAGUAAAGAGUCUUUGUAA